AUGGAAGAACUUACGGCGUUCGUCUCCAAGUCUUUUGACCAGAAAGUGAAGGAGAAGAAGGAGGCCAUCACGUACCGGGAGGUGCUGGAGAGCGGGCCGCUGCGCGGGGCCAAAGAGCCCGGCUGCGUCGAGCCGGGCCGCGACGACCGCAGCAGCCCGGCAGUCCGGGCGGCCGGCGGAGGCGGCGGCGCGGGAGGAGGCGGAGGCGGAGGCGGAGGAGGCGGAGGAGGUGCUGGAGGAGGAGGAGCAGGCGGAGGAGCUGGAGGAGGGCGCUCUCCCGUCCGGGAGCUGGACAUGGGAGCCGCGGAGCGGAGCAGGGAGCCCGGCAGCCCGCGGCUGACGGAGGGUAACGGCCUGCCCCCGGCCGCGGUUCCCCUUCCCUCCCCUUCAUUUAGAGUGUUGUUGUCCCCUGAACUGAAGGAUCGCAAAGACGAUGCGAAAGGGAUGGAGGACGAAGGCCAGACCAAAAUCAAGCAGCGGCGAAGUCGGACCAAUUUUACCCUGGAACAACUCAACGAGCUGGAGAGGCUUUUCGAUGAGACCCACUAUCCAGACGCUUUUAUGCGCGAGGAACUGAGCCAGCGACUGGGGCUAUCUGAGGCCCGAGUACAGGUUUGGUUUCAAAAUCGAAGAGCUAAGUGUAGAAAACAGGAAAAUCAACUUCAUAAAGGUGUCCUUAUAGGGGCUGCUAGCCAGUUUGAAGCUUGUAGAGUUGCACCCUAUGUCAACGUAGGUGCUUUAAGGAUGCCAUUUCAGCAGGAUAGUCAUUGCAACGUGACGCCCUUGUCCUUUCAGGUUCAGGCGCAGCUGCAGCUGGACAGCGCCGUGGCGCACGCGCACCACCACCUGCAUCCGCACCUGGCCGCGCACGCGCCUUACAUGAUGUUCCCGGCACCGCCCUUCGGACUGCCGCUGGCCACGCUGGCCGCGGACUCGGCCUCCGCCGCCUCGGUGGUGGCUGCCGCCGCCGCCGCCAAGACCACCAGCAAGAACUCCAGCAUCGCGGAUCUCAGACUGAAAGCUAAAAAGCACGCGGCCGCCCUGGGUCUGUGACGCCGGCGCCAGCGCCACGGUCGGUGGAGCCUCCUAUGCGGCGCGACCCCGCACGCCCUCCGCGACCGGCUGCUUCUCCCGCACCCGCUUCGGACCGACUAGGCCUGUCCCUUCCCCGCUGACUGCCGCCUUUUCUUUCUGCACCCUGGAUCCCUAGGGCGGGACUCUGCGCUGGACCCGGGAUCCCACGAGGGCCACCAGCCCGGGGCUCCUGCCCACCCGCCCUUGGGACUAAAAUUCGGCUUUGUAGGAGCGGGUUUGGGGAAGUCUGGAUAGAGACUGGACAAAGGAGUGUGGCAACAGUGACCACAGAUGCGGCGACGGACUCGUUCAUAGGAAUAAAAUCUUGCUAACAACAAAUGAGCAAAAACAAAAAAGGAUAGAGAACAAACUAAAAAAGAAAAUGAGAAAGGGGGCUUGUUUCUUAUUGCUAUUUGGCUGGAAUUAGAGAAAGAACGACGAAGCAAAACAAUUCUUAAAAUUAUUUUGUACAUAAAAAUACGGAAAAAUAACCUGGAUGAAUCUUGAGAGAAAGGGGGGAGGGAUUUACCAACUAAAAUGUAUGUUUUUUUUUAAAUGGUCCAAGAAAACAAAACAGAAGGAAGAGGUAUACUUAUUUAAAGAAUUAAGAUGAAAAAAAAAAAGCGCAGCUGGGAAGUUCACAGGUUUUGAAGCUGACCUUUUUCUGCGAAGUUCACUUUAAUACGAGACAUUUGAUAAGAGAGGCGGGCCUCCUUUUACGUUGAAUCUGAUGCUUUGAGUUUUAAAACACCAUGUUUGGAAGAGCAAGAAGAGGGAAGACAGUGUGGAAACGAGGAGGGAAAAAAGGACGUUCAUACAAAAAAAAAAAAAGCGAUACCACAGACAAUGAUUCUUCUGAGAAAUUAUUAAGGCAGAACUGUCCAGACUGCUGACAGUAAAUUCUGGUUUGCAUGUUACUUGUAUUCCAUUGAUGGUGUCCCCUCCCCUCCCACUCUCACGUGCACUCACUACACUUUCAUUCUCAGUAUGAAAAGCGUCUGGAAAUUGAUGUGAAUCCAUAUAUAAUUUGUCCGGCCUUUGAUCCCAAGGGGCAAAGGGAAAAAAAAAAAAGUCGUAAGGGAGUAAAAUACACUCUGAGUCUUCCAAGAAGAUGGAGGCUGUUAGAAAAUAUGGGCAAAGAAAAGAGAAGAGCAAAUGAAGUCACGAAGGUAUACAGCCGGGCAUCGUGAUAGGCGCUUUAUCUGUUUAGUCCCUUUCCGUGAAUUCCCUCUUGCUAGUUUAAGUCCUAUUGAGGACAACGCUUUAUUCCCACCCCCCUCUCUAUCCCGACAAAUUCACCUUAAACGACACCCAGCUAGGUACAGACACUAGGUUUGUGUAUAAUAUGUUGAUAAACACGAACAAAGUUUAUUUUGGCUAUAAUGUGUGAACUGAGGGUUGACUUUCAACAUUUGCAUUUUAUCUCACAAAGGUGUAUCUAUUCAAGUAAUUUUUGGUUUUGUUUCAAUUCAUGUAGCUAUUUAAACAGGGAUACCUUGGGCUAAGCAACCUGUAGCCCCAAUUCUCUAGCAAGUCUCUUUAGGAACCCCCCUUUAAUUUACAUGAAAGAGGAAAAGCUCUUCUUACUGAACUUUGGUAUGCGUUUGAGCUUUGUAACUAUUUGUUCUCCAUGAAAACAAAAUUAUUUAUAUUUGCCAUAUUUUUUCUAGUGUAUUAAGUUAUUUUAAACAAAAGAAGAUGCUGUUAUGACGUGUUGUCAGUACAAAAUGUUUCAGCUCCACUUCUGUUAAACCUUUUAAAUAAGUGCCAAGUUAUUAACCUAAGACACUUUGCGAUCAAUUGAAUGAAAAUAGUAUUGUUUCAUUUGAUGGGGUGCGCGUCAUCUUUGUUCUUGUUACUAUUAAAAUAUCCGGGAUACUC
Rattus rattus (black rat) is the source of this 2955-nucleotide messenger RNA. It is a transcript of the gene Shox2, whose product is annotated as short stature homeobox 2. The record is from RefSeq and is a predicted model, not a curated record. Bases 1 to 1053 code for a protein of 350 amino acids. Gene Ontology annotation, cellular component: nucleus. Gene Ontology annotation, molecular function: sequence-specific double-stranded DNA binding; DNA-binding transcription factor activity, RNA polymerase II-specific. Gene Ontology annotation, biological process: regulation of transcription by RNA polymerase II. The transcript is spliced from 6 exons. NCBI's taxonomy places the organism in Eukaryota, Metazoa, Chordata, Mammalia, Rodentia, Muridae.